CACAUCAAAGUCAUUUCGGUCAACUAACGCUAUGUCAGCAUAUGAAAUGAUGGAUGGGAAACAAGCGUAAUAGGAAUAGAGUUCGAAAAAAGCUCAGAAGUUUCAAAACUGUUAGAAAUUCAUAAUAUUUUACCGUCGUAAUAAAAAGAUAAUUAUCAAAUAUUUUGAAACCCUUGUUAAGAAUUUACUUUAGACUCAGAACUAUUUUUAUAAUGCCUCGCGGUAAAACAAAAUCUUUGGCUGUUACGACGACAGAAACCAAUAAAGCUGUAAGUUCCGCGAAGGAACAAGAGAUAGCCAGGAGAACAAAAGAACACGAUCCGCUGGAUAAUAAUGGCUUCAGUCUCCCAGACCUGAGCAAGUUCAAAUUUGAAAAGAAACCACACAUUAAGAUAGAAUUUGAAAAAGCAUCACCUGAAAAACAAGGUCCUAAAGGGUUAUGGGAGCCAGCAAAUUGGGAAGAGUUCAUGGUGAACCUGAGAAUUAUGAGGUCUAAUAAAGAUGCACCUGUUGACUCCAUGGGCUGCCACAUGAACAUGGAUGCCACUGCGGCACCAGAGGUCUAUAGAUAUCAAAGUCUGAUUUCAUUGAUGCUCUCCAGCCAGACGAAAGACCAGGUCACAUUCGCAGCUAUGGAGCGGCUGAGGGCUAGAGGUCUAACCAUAGACAACAUUCUGAAAAUGAGUGAUGAAGAGCUUGGCCAGUUGAUUUACCCUGUGGGAUUUUGGAAGACUAAAGUGAAGUACAUAAAGAAGACAACACAAACAUUGAAGGAGCAGUACAACGGAGACAUACCAGACUCCGUGGAGAAGCUGUGCAAACUCACCGGUGUGGGCCCCAAAAUGGCUCAUAUCUGCAUGCAGGUUGCUUGGAAUAAAGUUACUGGCAUAGGUGUUGACACUCAUGUCCACAGGAUCAGCAAUAGGAUUGGAUGGGUGAAAAAACCUACAGCAACGCCAGAAGAUACAAGGAAAGCCUUAGAAUCCUGGUUACCAGUAGACCUUUGGAGUGAAGUCAACCAUCUUAUGGUUGGCUUUGGACAAACCAUAUGCACACCAAUAAGUCCUUUUUGCAAUGAAUGUCUUAACAGAGACAUUUGCCCUUCAAGCGGUAAGGGUAGGAAAUCACCAAGUAAAAGAACUCCUAUCAAACUCGAAAUUAAGGAAGAAGUUAAUUCGGAAGAUGAAUUUGUUGAAAAUUCAAUUCAUAAAGUCCCAAUAAAAAAGACUACACCCAAAAAGGAAUCUACUCAAGUUGAUACAAAAUUAAAGGAACAUACAAAAGAAAAGAAUGAUAAAUCUCCUAAGCCAAAGAUAUCAAAGAAAGAUUUGCACAAAAAUAAUGAUGUAAAAAUGCAAAAUAUCAAAGUACCAACUAAAAGUUUGCAGCAAGGUAAAAAAUCUCCUAAACAGAAGACACCCAAAGAAGAUAAACUUGAAGGUAGACGUAGUGAAAUGCAAAAAGAAAAUGCGAUUAAAAUAGGCAAGUCUCCCACACAAAAACCGUCUAAAAAAGAAAUGGUUAAACAAGAUAAUUUUGAAGUAGAGACAGUUGAAACAGAAGAACAAAAUGUCAUAAAGGAUGGAACGUCAAUAAUUUCUAAAAAACAAAAUGAAAGUGAAAGUGUUGUACAAACAGUAAACAUUGAAAACAAAAAGAAAAAAAAUGUCCUGGAUGGUAGUAAAGAUUCAGCAUUAGAGGUAAACAAUGUGAAGAAAUCACCAUUAAAACGAAAAUCACCACGAAGCAAAGCUACCAUAGAUGAACCUAAUAAAGUUGAUAAAACAAAAGAAUCAAAGAGAAAAAAAGUUUUAGUUUAGAAAUAUGAAAUUAUAAGAUUUUGUAUUAAUUUCUUGGUGUUAAGUUUAAUUUUUGUUGUUAUUGUUAGGUACUUUUAUUAUUUUUCAUUUGAUGAUAAUCAUGUCUACCUCAUAUGAUUUUGUUA
This is a messenger RNA of Amyelois transitella, 1945 nucleotides long. It is a transcript of the gene Nthl1, whose product is annotated as endonuclease III homolog. The transcript has 5 exons. The record is from RefSeq and is a predicted model, not a curated record. Bases 213 to 1820 code for a protein of 535 amino acids. Gene Ontology annotation, cellular component: nucleus. Lineage: Eukaryota; Metazoa; Arthropoda; Insecta; Lepidoptera; Pyralidae. Gene Ontology annotation, biological process: base-excision repair; nucleotide-excision repair; base-excision repair, AP site formation. Gene Ontology annotation, molecular function: DNA-(apurinic or apyrimidinic site) endonuclease activity; DNA binding; oxidized pyrimidine nucleobase lesion DNA N-glycosylase activity.